UCUCGAGUUAAAUCGGUCUUCGUUGACUUGGUCGUUCCUCCUCACUCCAUCGCAUCUAGCAAGCUAGCUAGAUAACUAGGAGAGCUUAGUGUGGGAGACUCAAAGUGGAUAAGGGGGAAAUAGGCUGAGGGAAAAUGGCGGACGUCGAGGGAGAGGGAAUUCAUUCGGCGGCUCCUCUGUUAGUUCAGCCAUCCUCUCGUAACGGCUCCGGUGUCAGCCCAACGCAGGACACCAGCAGUUGCCAAACGGUGACUACCGUUACUUCAGGCCCGCGACUGGUGCGGAUAGUCAAGUCUGAUUCGGGAUAUGGCUUCAAUGUCCGGGGACAGGUUAGCGAAGGAGGGCAACUACGGAGCAUCAACGGGGAAUUGUAUGCCCCGCUACAGCACGUCAGUGCCGUUUUACCGGGAGGUGCAGCAGACAGAGCCGGUAUCUCGAAAGGGGACCGGAUUCUGGAAGUUAAUAGUGUAAACGUGGAGGGGGCGACCCAUAAGCAGGUGGUGGAUCUGAUCCGUGCGGGGGAGAGGGAGCUGAUGCUGGCCGUGCUGUCUGUACCUCCCCAGGAGGCUGACUGUCUGGACCCCGGAGACGACGGCUCAGCCCAGUCCUGCUACGACUACAGCGACAAACAGGCCGUCCCCAUCUCCGUCCCCACAUACAAACACACUGAACUCAACCAGGAGAGGUUUGUGGUGUAUAAUGUGUACAUGGCAGGCAGACAGCUGUGCUCUAAAAGGUACAGGGAGUUUGCUAUCCUCAACCAGAACCUGAAGAGAGAGUUUGCCAACUACACCUUCCCCAAAAUACCUGGCAAAUGGCCCUUCUCCCUAUCUGAACAACAACUAGACGCUCGACGCAGGGGACUGGAGGAAUACCUGGAGAAAGUGUGUUCAGUGAGGGUGAUUGGGGAGAGUGACGUGAUGCAGGAGUUUCUGUCUGAGUCUGAUGAGAACUAUAACGGAGUAUCAGAUGUGGAGUUGAGGAUAGCCUUGCCUGAUAAAACUGCCGUCACAGUCAGAGUCCGAAAGAACUGUACUACUGACCAGGUCUACCAGGCUGUGGUCAUGAAAGUAGGAAUGGACAGCAUAACGGCCAGCUACUUUGCUCUGUUUGAGGUCAUCAACCACUCCUUUGUGCGUAAGCUGGCUCCUAAUGAGUUCCCCCACAAGCUGUAUGUUCAGAACUAUACGUCUGCUGUCCCUGGGACCUGCCUCACCCUCCGCAAGUGGCUCUUCACCACCGAGGAGGAGAUCCUGCUCAAUGACAACCACCUGGCGGUCAGCUACUGCUUCCACCAGGCGGUGGAUGAUGUGAAGAAGGGAUUUAUCAAGGCAGAGGAGAAGUCCUACCAGCUCCAGAAACUAGCAGAACAGAAGAAGAUGGCCAUGGUUAGUCUCUCUCUCUCCCUCUCUGCCACUUACUACAUCAACUGUGGGUCCUAUGACCACUACAACUGCAGCACCUACUACAAUUACAACUGCAGCUCCUAUGACAACCACACAUGCAGCUCCUACUACAACAUCUGUAGCUUCUAUACCCACUACAACAGCAGCACCUACAAUGACAACUCCAGCUCCAACGACAACCAAAACUGCAGCUCCUACUACACAAAUGGAAGCUGCUAUGACAUCCACAGCUGCAGCUCCUAUGACAAACACAGCUGUAGCUCCUAUGACAACCACAGCUGCAGCUCCCACGACAACCCCAAAUGCAGAUCCUACAUCAACCACAACUGCAGCACCUACAAUAACAACUGUAGCUCCUAUGACAACCAAAACAGCAGCUCUUUCAACAACCACAACAGUAGCUCCUACAACAACCAGUGCAGCUUCUUCAACAAACACAUAUCUGAAGAUAACAACUGCAGCUUCUACAGCAACAAACACAGCUCCUACUACGACAACCACAAUUGCUGCUCUGAUUACAACAGCCGUAGUUCCUACAUCCACUACAACUGCAGCAACUACAACGACCACUACAAAGGCAUCUACUUCAACAACCACAACUCUAGCUUCUACACCAACCACAACAGUGGCUCCUGCGACAACCACAACAGUGGGCUCCUACAACAACCACAACAGUAG
Coregonus clupeaformis (lake whitefish) is the source of this 2084-nucleotide messenger RNA. Its product is annotated as sorting nexin-27-like. The record is from RefSeq and is a predicted model, not a curated record. Bases 135 to 2084 code for a protein of 649 amino acids. Gene Ontology annotation, molecular function: phosphatidylinositol-3-phosphate binding; protein binding. Gene Ontology annotation, cellular component: early endosome. Lineage: Eukaryota; Metazoa; Chordata; Actinopteri; Salmoniformes; Salmonidae. The transcript has 9 exons. Gene Ontology annotation, biological process: signal transduction; intracellular protein transport.